This is a messenger RNA of Rattus rattus (black rat), 3406 nucleotides long. It is a transcript of the gene Ifit2, whose product is annotated as interferon induced protein with tetratricopeptide repeats 2. The coding region runs from base 212 to 1606 and encodes 464 amino acids. Gene Ontology annotation, biological process: defense response to virus. Gene Ontology annotation, cellular component: cytosol. Gene Ontology annotation, molecular function: protein binding. NCBI's taxonomy places the organism in Eukaryota, Metazoa, Chordata, Mammalia, Rodentia, Muridae. The record is from RefSeq and is a predicted model, not a curated record. The transcript has 2 exons.
GUCAGCUGCACAGAAACAGGAAAAGAAACCAGCAGCUACUGUUAUAUAUGGGUCUGUAGCAUUUCAUUAGAAGGCAGAGGAAGAGCUUGCCUGGAGAGUGCCUGCUGCCAGCCCUGGGCUGAGUGCUUUGACACAGCGUGCCAGUGACACAGCAGUUGAGUGUGCUUCCAGAGACACAGACACCGACACCACAAACAGUCUCACAGCAGUCAUGAGUACAGCCAGUAAGGAAUCAUUGGAGAGCAGUCUACAGCAGCUCAAAUGCCACUUCACCUGGAACCUGAGGGCAGAAGAGGAGUCCUUGGAUGAGUUUGAGGACAGGGUGUUUAACAAGGAUGAGUUCCAGAACAGUGAGUUUAAAGCCACCAUGUGCAACCUACUGGCCUAUGUUAAGCAUUGCAGAGGUCUAAACGAGGCAGCACUGAAAUGCUUAGGGGAAGCCGAAGACUUCAUCCGGCAACAACAUCCUGACCAAAUAGAAAUCAAAAGUCUGGUCACCUGGGGAAACUAUGCUUGGGUUUACUAUCACAUGGGCCAGCUGUCCAAAGCUCAGGAGUAUCUGGACAAGGUGAAACAGGUCUGUAAGAAGUUCUCUAGUCCCUACAGGAUUGAGAAUCCUGUGCUUGACUGUGAGGAGGGGUGGGCCCGACUAAAGUGUACCAAGAACCAAAAUGAGAGAAUGAAGGUGUGCUUCGAGAAGGCUCUGGAAAAGGACCCAAAGAACCCAGAAUCCACUUCUGGAUGGGCCAUUGCAAACUACCGUCUGGAUGACUGGCCAGCAUCCAAUGACUAUAUUGACUCUCUGGAGCAAGCCAUUAGCCUGUCUCCUGACAACACGUAUGUUAAAGUCCUCUUGGCAAUGAAACUUGAGGAGGUGCAUGAAAACCGAGCCAAGGAGCUAGUUGAAGAAGCCUUGAAGAAGGACCCAAGUGCAAUAGAUACAAUGCUUGGUGCGGCCAAGUUUUACGUCAAGGUACAUGACACAGACAGAGCAAUACAGUUGCUUAAAAAGGCUUUGGAAUCCAUGCCCAACAAUGCUUAUGUGCAUUACUACCUUGGGUGCUGUUACAGGUCAAAAGUCCUUCACAUACUGAACACCGAAGAAACCACAUCUAAUGGAAAUAGGGAGAAGUUAGAGGCACUGAUACAACCAGCACUGAAUCACUUACGGAAAGCGGAGGAUAUCAAGGAGAUGAUCGAAAAUUCCUGUAGUCACCUCGCCGGCCUUUAUGUCACAACAAAGCAGUAUGAAGAAGCCGAUUAUUACUUCCAGAAAGAAUUCAACAAGGACCUCCGUCCCCUCCCUAAACAGUUACUCCAUCUACGGUAUGGCAACUUUCAGUUCUACGAAAGGAAGUGUGAAGACAAAGCCAUCUACCACUAUAUGGAGGGUGUGAAAAUAAAUCGGGAAUCAAAGCCUAAAGGAAAGAUGAGAGACAAACUUCGAAAACUUGCUCUAAGGCGGCUUUCUAGAGAUGAAUCUGAUCCUGAGGCCUUGCGCAUCUUGGCAUUCCUUAGGGAAGAUAGAGAAGGCCAGGGAGCUGAUAAAGCCUCGGAGGGAGAAGAGGACCCUGGAAACCGGGUCCCUUCAGCAUCUUUGGAAUGAAAACUAGUGACACAGUGGCAGGUUUACUGCUAGAAGGAAACAGCAAACCCUUACCAAGCUGCCAUUCAAAAUACUUAACAACUUCAUGGACCAAGCAUGGACUGUCAUUCUGACUAAUAGUAUUUGUCAGAAUUUUGGGGAAUUCUGCUGUCAGGUUUUAGCACCUGAAUUGCUGGAUCAUAGGGUGUCUGAGAGAGGGACCAAACGCAGGGAGAGAUGUAGGAUCUUAGCAAACAGCGUAGGACUCUAUUUCUUUAAAAUAGUUUCCACAGUAGUAAUUCUUUAAUCACCCCCCCAAGCUUGCCUGGAGUUUGAUGCUGUAUUUAUGCAAAGCAGGCAAAUUCCUCACAUGGGUGAGUGUUCCACCGUUGAAUUACUUGAGAUGUUGCACAGCCCUGUUCUACAAUGUCCAUCAAAAGGCUGAGGAACCAGGGACUGUGGCUCGGGACUGGGAUCCUAGCACUUGGGAACUGAGACAGGAGGAUUACAGUAAGCUUGAGGUCAGCCUGAACAUGACCUGGAAGGGGUGGUGGUGGUGGGUGAUGGGAAUUAUAAAUGUAAUAUUUAAUGACUACAUAUAUUUGCCUUGCUAGUUUGAGUGUAGAUAUGUCUAUAUAACCACUAUUAAACACACACACAGAGAGAGAGAGAGAGAGAGAGAGAGACAGAGAGACAGAGAGACAGAGAGAGACAGAGAGAGAGAAGGUGGUGAUUUUGCUUUAUUGAAUAAAAUUGAGACUAACAAAAUAAUGUCCAAUAUUAAUUGAGCUCAAAAUAGAAAUUCAAUAGUGAGUCCCAGGUCUAAAAACAAACAAACAACAAAAGCUGUGGGGCCAAAUCAUUCCUCCAGUUUACCAGCCAGUCCUCAAUCUAUGGCGUCUCACACACAUGAGUUCAACUACUCCAUUAGCUCAGAGGCAGACUUCCAGAAGGCAGACGAGGAGACUUCUUAGCCACUCUUUUCUCCUAUGACUAUGUUGUUGUAUGAAAAGAAGGGGGAUUCUGUCUCCCAUCCUGACAAUUCAUAUAAACGUUUAUUUCAAGCGUGUGGAAACUUCACUGGGGAUGAAGAGAUUGCCGAUUUAUACUUGCUGAUUAUAAACUCACAAGGGAAAUGUUUAUAGUCACUGUUAGGAAGCUUUCCCUGUCAAAUGAACACUUACUUUAUUCCAAAAUGCUACAUUGGACCCAUAUUGCAGAUGCCAGGAAGGCAGCUGGCUGGAAGAAUAACUUGGACUGAAGCUUAGGUGGAGAGACUUAGAAAUGACAUGGGUAUUGGAGGUCGAGUUGUUUUCUUCCAUUAGAAAUGUGGCACAUGGAGGAAUAUAAAAAAUUCUUUUAACUCUGGAAAAAAACUAUAGAAACACCAAAAAUUUGACAACUGCCAUUUCCUAGGCAGAUCUUGAAGGGCCUAAGUGUUGAGGUUGAUGUGAAUCAACAGAGUCAAGUGGCCCAGCCUAAGAACUGUCAGCUACAUUCCGGGAUACAAAAAUGUUUCUCUACUAGCAUUAGCUUGUCUUUAUGUAUCCAUGAACAUCUUAUUUAGCAAUUAAAACAUAUAUGAGUCUCAGAUUGUUAAAACUAAACAUUCCAACAGCUGUAAUAAUGGUCUAUGAUAUUUUAAAAAUUCAAAUAUUCUCUAUGCAUUAAGUCCAUUGAUGUUUGCCAUUUGAAUUUCUGGAAAAAUAACAACGUUGUUUAUAAAUAAUGCAUGAUGGAACAUUAAGCUAUGCUCUGGAAUUGUACUGUACCUUCGCUUUUUUAGACUCAAGUGCAGAUAAUAAAGAGUAACAUUACACA